Nymphalis io (European peacock) is the source of this 2303-nucleotide messenger RNA. RefSeq names its product probable G-protein coupled receptor Mth-like 1 (gene mthl1). Lineage: Eukaryota; Metazoa; Arthropoda; Insecta; Lepidoptera; Nymphalidae. Bases 258 to 2018 code for a protein of 586 amino acids. The record is from RefSeq and is a predicted model, not a curated record. The transcript is spliced from 4 exons. Gene Ontology annotation, cellular component: membrane. Gene Ontology annotation, biological process: G protein-coupled receptor signaling pathway; cell surface receptor signaling pathway. Gene Ontology annotation, molecular function: G protein-coupled receptor activity.
AGGCGGUCGGCCGGCCGCUCAGUGCCGCACUAGCUCCCGAAGUGAGAGGUCGCGCGUUCUGCAUUAUAAUCGUCUUCACACGUGCUCUUUCGCUCUCGGCGGGCGAAUAUGUUUGAAUUUUACGGCCUUCCAGUGAAGUUGUAUAUCUUGCGGAAACUACGUCCUAUCAAAAGACAGCACCUUUAAAAGUAAUUGUGUUAAACAAGGAUCCGUCAUGCAGUGUUCGGAGUGUGUUCAUCGUCGGUGAGAAACUUGCAAUGUUAGUGACAGCGGCAUUUGCUCUUCUCUGCUCGUGGUUGACGGCGGCCGGUGGAGCGCGUCCUGCGGCCCUCGAUGUGCCGCGCUGCUGCCCAAUCGACCAGGCGCUGCCUGCUGAAUCAUUGCGAGCAGACCUGCUGAUUGCGAAACAUGUAUCUGCUGCCUGUCGCCCGGCACCGGACACUCCUCCCUGGGCACCGCUCGUGUAUGCACCGGCUCGUGGUUCUUUCCUCGAGCGUGGCCGCCUGCCGGUGCACUGGCGGUUAGCAUUUUCUCGCGUACCUGCCUGUCAAGAGCUUCGUGUUUUGCCUGAACAUGCCGCGCCGUAUGCACUUCUCGCCAAUAACGGAUCUCUGUUGAUGCGUGGAGCGGCACUUGCGCUCCCACCUGAACGAUAUUGCGCGGAUGCAGUUGCCGCUCUCGUUUGUGCUGAGGACGCCGGAGGCCGCGGUCCUUCCAAGUGUUGUGCCGAGGGACGCGCGUUCGAUGGUUCGCGUUGUGUGGAGGACGAAGUUCGUGCGUUAGAAGCUUUACACGAAUUACAUGAACUAGCUAAUGGUAGUGCAGUGGGUGCCGGUUGGCCGGUAUGUGCGGAGGGGUCGAGGUAUGCCGUGGCAGGUGCGCUAAGCGGCUCGAAACUGUUUGAAGAUGGAGCGCUGGAACUUCACGGAGAAAACUCGCGGCUGGAGCCUGGUGAGUGGUGUGCUGAGGCAGUCGCUGGCGAGAGUGGCACGCGUGUGCUAGCAUGCGAGGCUGCAGCACGAUCCACUCGACCGGCGCAGACGGCUCGGCACGCUCUGUACGGCACCGGGCUCGCCGUGGGAGCUAUAUUCUUGGCAGCUACUCUAGCGGCCGGUUUCGCUUUGCCUGCGGCGCAUCACGCACUGCAUUGGAGAUGUCAAACGCACUACGUCGCAGCACUGAUGCUGGGCGACGUGCUGCUCGCCGCUACACAGCUGGCAGGCGAUAGAGUGCCGCCUACGCUUUGUCGCGCUCUUGCUGUGUGUAUGCAUUUCCUCUUCUUGUCGGCGUUCUUCUGGCUCAACACUAUGUGUUUUAACAUCUGGUGGACAUUUAGAGAUUUCCGGCCGACCUCGCUGGAGCGUGGGCAGGAGGCGUGUCGGCUGCGCGUGUACAUGGUGUACGCGUGGGGUGGGCCGCUGGUGGUUGCGGGCGCGGCGGCGCUGCUCGACCGCUUACCGCCCUCCGCCGCGCCUGGCCUGCUGCGACCGCGUUUCGCCGUGCAGCGAUGUUGGUUCUACGGUGACAUGGAGAUCCUUGUAUACUUCUUCGGCCCUGUCGGAGUAUUGCUGCUUGUCAACCUCGCGCUCUUCAUCUCCACCACCAGGCAACUCACUUGCGGGCUCUGGCGACGUGACGAAGUCAAGUCCACCUCAGAAAGGGCGGCUCUCGGUCGCGUUUGCGCAAAGCUGGUGGUGGUGAUGGGCGUGACGUGGGGAGCGGACGUCGUGUCAUGGGCAGCUGGAGGGCCGGAAUACGUGUGGUACGCGACCGACUUGCUGAACGCUCUCCAAGGUGUAUUCAUCUUCUUGGUGGUGGGCUGCCAGCCGCACGCAUGGGCGGCGCUGAAGCGUGCGGCGGCGGCGUGGUGUGCGCGCGCUCCAGGUGGGACGGCGCACUCGUCGUCGCACCUGCCGUCGUGCGGGGAGUCGCUGACGCACACGACGGCGGCCCCCGCGCCCGCCGCGCUCCCCGCCGCCCCCGCGCAGCCUCGCCUGCCCAUGGAGACCGUGUGCUAACCGCACACGCCGCGAUCGCGAAUAUUUAUUCUACAGUAUUAUUUUUGUACUCAAGUAGUUAACGAUUACGAAUGUAUGAUGUACUGCGGUACGCGUCGCCGUCGAGCGAAUUGAGGCUUUGUAUAUAUGUACGUAUUUAAGUCGGCCCCGCGCCUCGUGUGUUUAGUGUAUACGUGUUUGUAUAUGUAUAUGUGUUAUUUAUAUGAUGGACUCUAUUGACGAAUCGUCACCCGUGAACGUCUUGCCCGUUCGAUUGGCUGUUGAAAUAAAAAUGAUUCUAAAAUA